Punctularia strigosozonata HHB-11173 SS5 is the source of this 1719-nucleotide messenger RNA. Its product is annotated as manganese superoxide dismutase. Lineage: Eukaryota; Fungi; Basidiomycota; Agaricomycetes; Corticiales; Punctulariaceae. The transcript has 6 exons. Bases 1 to 627 code for a protein of 208 amino acids. Gene Ontology annotation, molecular function: metal ion binding; superoxide dismutase activity. Gene Ontology annotation, cellular component: mitochondrion. The record is from RefSeq and is a predicted model, not a curated record. Gene Ontology annotation, biological process: superoxide metabolic process.
AUGACUCACACUCUCCCCGACCUUCCUUACUCUUACGAUGCGCUCGAGCCCUUCAUCUCGCGCCAGAUCAUGGAGCUUCACCACAAGAAGCACCAUCAGACCUACGUGAACUCGCUCAACGCUGCUGAGGCUGCCUACGCCAAGGCGUCCUCCCCCAAGGAGCGCAUCGCUCUCCAGGCCGCCCUCAAGUUCAACGGUGGUGGACACAUCAACCACUCUCUCUUCUGGAAGAACCUCGCUCCUGCCGCAUCUGAGGGCAAGGGCAACGGUGGCGCGCUCAAGGACGGUCCUUUCAAGACUGCCCUUCUUGAGGCGUUCGGCUCCCUCGAUGCGUUCAAGAAGGAAUUCAACACCACCACCGCUGGCAUUCAGGGCUCCGGCUGGGGCUGGCUCGGCCUGAACCCCCAGACCAAGAAGCUCGAGAUCGCGACUACAUCCAACCAGGACCCUCUCCUCACCCUCGUCCCCAUCAUCGGUGUCGACGUCUGGGAGCACGCUUACUACCUCCAGUACCUCAACGUUAAGGCUGACUACCUCUCCGCCAUCUGGAGCGUCAUCAACUUCGACGAGGCUGAGGCUCGCUACAACGCUGCCCUCGGCGGUGUUGACCCUGCCACCAAGCUCUAACUCUUGACCGAUCGCACCGCGACAUCGCCGGCAUGUACAACUUGAGUGUAAAUUGACUGAACAGCUUACCUGUCAAAUCAAAUACCACAAAGUAGGGCGUUGGUGGCUGUCUGAUUAUGGGGAGGGGUUUGUAGAUGGAAGAAGAAAGUGACCUUGUACCUGUAUCGUUCAUGAAAGUUGAAGAAAAUCGAAUGCUUGGGUUUUCGCAAAACGGGCCCCGUAGAUGUUCUACACAAGAUGAUGGACAUGCCAGUUGUUCGAUAUUAUAAUACACUGACUCUAGACUCCGCCUGCAAGUCCAGCAUGGUGCUUCAAGGUCAGACUGUCCGAAUCUACCCAGCCCGUCUCGGACCACCACACUCUCGGUACGAUGGUAUAGAGCUCCCUCACGAUCUCCCUCAUAGUAUGGCUCUGCAUCCCAUAUACGUGCAGCGUCUCAAUUCGCUCGCUCGACUUGCUCCGAUUGCGCGCGUGGAUCACGUCCCGAAGCGCGCGAAACAGUGGCUUCUUGUCCCUUUCGCCAAACUCAACCGCGAGCAUCGUCAGCUUGGGGAGCAGCGCGCGGCGGGGUUUACGCCGCCUUUCCGAGUCCCGCGCAGGCUCUGCAGCGAGCGCGGACACGGCCUCUAGUGAGGUCGAAAGGAGCUCGAGGUGGACGAGCUCGGGCGCGGAGCGAAAGAGCGUGCCCCAGCGCGGGACCGGGCCGGGCACUUCGAGGUCGAGACGCCACGCGUCCGAGAAGGGCAGUCGACGGAGAACCUCUGACAUGGCCGCGCUGCUGAGCGGGUCUGACCCGAGGAAACAGGACAGCUCGCCGAUGAGGUCCGCACGGUCUGGGCCGCACCAGGCGCGAAUGGAGGCGCGGGCGUCGAGCGAGACGUCGAGCGCGUCUGAGGUACGUCCCGCGCGGCGCGCGUUCUCGAGGUGGUCGCGGAGGUAGGCGACCACGGAAAGGAAGGUGUCCUCUGACCAGUCAAUUUGGCGGUCGGCGGCACCGCAUUCGGCGACGAGCGUGCAGGUCGCGGGGAGGGAGAGUGCGGAGAGAAGGGCGUGGCACGCCUGGAGGUCGUCAUCGACGCGGAGGAGGCGGAG